AUGCUUCGACCAACAAUAUUAUUAGUUGUAUUAGUAUACAUUCUCAACAACAACAUCGCAGCAGCUACUGAAUUAACUAGAAACGCUAGAUCGUUUAACUUAAACACAGGAGAGCUAGAUAUAAACUCUCUCAUUUCCAACAGUUUUGGAAAUAUUAGCUCCAUUAUCACCUUUUUGAAAUCUCAAUUUAGAGACAUUGUUAUUGAUCUUGGUAUUGAAAUGGUAAAAUUUAUAAGAUCCAUAUUACACGAAUUUAAAGUAAGACUUUUUAAAAGGCUUGGAAAGUAUACGCUUUCGGAUGUUUUCCAUUUUGUAUUUGACGGUGUUUUUGAAUUUGUCGGUGAAAGUGACAGUGAAGAGAUAAUUGAUGUACAAAAUAAGACCUUGGACUCUUCCAUUUACGACCCAAAUUAUGCUUUCCCAGACCCUUAUUUAUUAGAUAAGCUUAUUCGAGCGGCUGAGGAAAAA
Molecule: messenger RNA, 468 nt
Organism: Brenthis ino (lesser marbled fritillary)
Lineage: Eukaryota; Metazoa; Arthropoda; Insecta; Lepidoptera; Nymphalidae
Source: the annotation of a GenBank genome assembly